AUCGAGAUAUAAAAACAUGAAGAGGAAUUUCGCUGACAGUUCUUUGAUCCGUAGUACAGCAGGCUGUCUUCCAGUCCCACUCUUCAAUCAGAAAAAAAGGAUCAAACAACCACUCACAUCAAAUCCGCUUAAAAAUGAGCCAAGCAGUAACAAUUCAGCUGAUCAUUUCAAUUUCUCAGCCUUGCUUGCAGAUUUCGGAUGGGAAACUGAGAAGCCAGAACCGGUCCAGCUGCAGAAAACAGUAGGCACCAACCCAACCGAGCUUGCUACUUUGUCGAGGCAACAACACCACACAUCAAAAUCAACAAUGCCUCAUGCAGGAAGCAACUUGAAUAACCGGAGGCAGGCGGAAAGUACUAAUGUUUGGAAAAGAAAUGACUUCCCAGCUUUCGGCCGCAGAACAGAGGACAAAAAGCUUUCGCAACUGGAUGACCAUCCCAGUCAUUGGAUGAAGCCUGGAGCCAUGUACCAGAAAUCAGCUGGCCUGCCACAGGGAUCGCAGAGAAGCCGAACAGAAGAGGCAGAAGACUGGGAUCCAGCUGUUUCCCAGUGGCCUGCAGUUCCAACAGCCAGGCUCAGAAAUCUGCAAACUCGGGAUCCCUGCUACACAUUUAAACACAGCCCUGGCCCACAAAACACCCAUAAGGAAAAAGAUGACCAUUUGCAAAGCAACAAAACAAUUCAGAAAAGGCCAGAGGGCCACUCUAAAGCGAAGGAGAAAAAGAAUUCUCUUCGAAUUUUGUCUGCUGUCAUCAAAAGCAUGAAGCACUGGAGUCAGUAUUCUACGAAAACUCCACUGUUAUUUGAAGUGCUGGGUGUUCUGGACUCUGCCGUUACCCCUGGACAAUUUGGUUCGAAAACUUUCCUUUUGAGAGAUGGAAAAGAAACAGUGACGUGCGUGUUUUAUGAGAUU
Thamnophis sirtalis is the source of this 913-nucleotide messenger RNA. NCBI's taxonomy places the organism in Eukaryota, Metazoa, Chordata, Lepidosauria, Squamata, Natricidae. The record is from RefSeq and is a predicted model, not a curated record.